This is a messenger RNA of Amoebophrya sp. A25, 2212 nucleotides long. The record is from the annotation of a GenBank genome assembly. NCBI's taxonomy places the organism in Eukaryota, Dinophyceae, Syndiniales, Amoebophryaceae.
UUGGGUCUCUGACCGCCGUCACGGCCAGGGUCUCAUGGUUGUGGAGAGGGCGUUGCGCAUUGAUCCCUCGGUCUCUUCACGACGAGGUGAACAAGAGGCCAGUGCUAGUACGAUGAUAUCUUCAGGAGCACCAGAAGCAGGAGCAACAAGUAGAACGUCGAGCGCGACUGACAGCGAGGUGAAAACCACAGCGCAACGUGUCCCUAGUACUGGAGGAGGGAAAGAAGAGCAUGUGCGGCAGGUGUUCUGUUACGAUGGAGGAUGGGUAGACGACAUGCGGUCAGGAUUUGGGCAGUGCAUUACCGUUCGCGAAAAGUACAGUGGACUCUGGUUGCAAAACAGGUAUCACGGUCAUGGGAACUUUGUGAGUGCGGACGGCUGUGUCAUCUACGACGGCGAUUUCCAAAGCGGCAAGUUCCACGGAACCGGAAAGCUGACGUACAACGCUCUGCACGCUCCGUCUGGAUCCCCAGUUUCCGAAACGGCAGCUGUGACGAGUUCUUCAACAUCCUCUGUAGCGACUAAUGUAUAUAAUGCGCUCAGCAUGUCCUCGAGUAUAACUGCUCCUAGUAGAACUGCUAGUGGGAAAAAUAUGUUGACGCAGCUCUUCCGGCCAACUCUGACGGCGGAAUUGCUAGCCGCACGAUCUGGUGCACCACACCGUGUGUCUGAUGCUCCUUUCAAGUAUGCAGGAGAGUUCCAGAACGGCGUAAGACACGGUGAGGGACAGUUGUCAGCAGAAGCGCCGCCUUUGAUUUACGUGGGUCCGUGGGUCCGGGACGAGAGAAGCGGGACUGGACGGAUGAUCUGCGACUUGGGGGAUGGCUGUUCCUGGGAAUUCGAUGGUGCGUUUGCGUGCGGUGUGGGGCGUCAGGGCAGAGGGACGCUGAAGUUGAGGCAACAGAACGCGUUCACAUGUCGGAUCAGCUGUGAUUGGCGAGGAGAGUCCAUUUUGCCAAAGGGUCUAGAGAUCGGGCUAGAACUGGAACUAGAUGCAAGCGACUUCCUUGCUGCGGAGGGCAGUGAAGCAGGAAUCAUUUCUUACGGCUCACAGUUCACGUCGAGAGUUUGCCUUUUCUCAAAGAAACGGCACACAUAAGUUGAGUAUUUCCCUUCCUGUAAAGUCGAACUUCUUCUUGAGUACAGAUGAUAGAUCAGGAUCUAGACGGUAUACCAUGCUAAUAAGUACUCAAAUAGGUUGAGUCUAUUCUCUUGUGUCGAAAGAACCCCGAUGAGGGAGUUAUCUCUGUAUCAUAGGCUCUAAGUUGAUCCAAGUUCGGGUGCAGUGGCGCAGCUAGCAAGUUUGGGUGCUGAAGAGGAGGAGGAGAUCGAGGAGUCGCUACUUGGCCCGACAGCGGGGCCUUCGGUAAGCAGUGUCGAGACCAGUUCAGGUGGUUCAGCAGGUGCCAAAAAGACCGACAAAGCAAAACUCUACAAGAUCAGAAAACGCAAGCGCGGACGGCCUGUCGGAAAACCUAGUAGUAAAUCUUCGGUUUCUGCUGUGAGCAAACCAAGCCAUACAGGGUCUGUUUCUUCCUCUGGUACAACAACAGCUGACAGUAAGAGCGCUUCUACUGCAGAGGGCCGUUUGCCCGAAGUCUUGACUCGAUGGGAAUAUGCAGGUGAUGUCGCUGUUGUCGAGGUUGCUGUGACCGCGGUGAAUGACGAUAGCCUAGUACACCAGACCAAAAAAACAUCAAAAGUAACUUCAGGGGCCUCGUCGGAAGUAGAAGAUGAGAAGACCACUGCGGUUACUUCUACCGCUACAACUGCCCAAGGCGAACAUCGAGACGGAGAAAAGACAAAGAAAAAAAUUACAGCAGAGGGAGACGUCGAAGAGGAAGAUGACGGGGAUGAGGAUUUUUUGCCGGAGAUUGAAGUCAGUGCUUCGACGUUGCCUGUCACUUCUGGGAAAAAUUCGUUCGUAGCGAUUCCGGAGCGGCAUUUCCUAGCACUGGAAGCCCCUUUCGAUCCGUCGGACCCGGGUCGCCGGCAUUUGAGCGAGAUCGACCGACUAUUACAUCAUUUUUAUCGGGCGGACGUGCGUCAGGGUGAGGCCAUCUGGUUUCCGAUCUCCUUCGGCGGCCUCCGUCUUUUCCCACAUGGGAACGGUCGCCUCAAACGGGUGGAUGAGCGAACCGCGGAAGUCAAAAUCUGGGAAGGGACGUUUGACAUGGGCAAGCUUGUGCCGAAAGAACAUAGAGAAUCUUGA